Molecule: messenger RNA, 1860 nt
Organism: Eublepharis macularius
Lineage: Eukaryota; Metazoa; Chordata; Lepidosauria; Squamata; Eublepharidae
Gene: CTF1
Product: cardiotrophin 1
Exons: 3
Coding region: 103-696 (197 amino acids)
Source: RefSeq, a predicted model, not a curated record
AGGGGAAGCGGCUGCCCUCCAUAAAAAGCCAGGCAGGGAGGCAGGCAGGCAAGAAGGUGUGCGCAACAAGUGGCAGCGAGCGGGGACCAAGAGCUUUGCAGAAUGGAGGUGCUGCCAGUGGACUUGCCAAACCUCCGAACCUCCUCCUCUCAUUCCCAGCAAGGAAUCGCAAGCCGGAUCAGCCAAGCGCACCACUUGAGUGUCUCCAUGCAAAGGGGCUCAGAACAGCUGCUAACAGAAUAUGUGCUUCGCCAAGGGAUACCCUUUGGGAAUGCUGACUUCAACCCACAUGUUCCUGAUUUUCCAGGCCUGCCAUCUCCAGCCCUUUCUCAGGAGGCCUGGAAGGACCUUAGUGAUGCUGAGCGGCUGCAGCAGGAUGUCAUGGCCUUUUCUAACUUGCCAGCCUUCCUGUCAGCUGUGAAGCGCCAACAGGAGAUGCUGAACUCUCUUGCCUCAGAGCUGCAUCGCCAGCUCGAGACUGCGGGCAUGCAGUGCCGUGGUAUGGCUAGCAAUCUUAAAUCCAUCAUGACUGCCAUGGGUCUGAUGCCAGAGCCGGCAGUGCCAGUUGAACCCCCAAACCCAGUUGAAAACUUCUCCAAGAAACUCGUCGGCUACUAUGUUUGCCAGCUCUAUCGGGAAUGGGCCAACCGAAGUGAAGAGGACUUGGCUUUAUUGGCUACCAAAUAUCCUCUCUGAACAUCCUCACUCUCUUGACUAUCUUCCUGUAGCCAUGGGGCAGGGGGAGUUGCAUAGUAUGCCCCCCCUCCAAUGUUGACUGUCCUGUAUGUGUGGAAGGGAGGGUGGGCAUGUCCUUCGCUGUACACAGUGAUGGGCUGAAAAAAAAUGAAAUGCCCAUUUCCAGGAGCAGGGUAAGAAAAGAGGUCAUAGGAGAAAACUUUCCUAAAAUGCUGAAAUAUGCAUCUUGCCUUACAUCCUGGUGCUUCCCUCUUUUGCCCCCUGAUUUUAUUUCUUUAUAAUAUACACUACUGAGACAAAAAAAAAAGAUUUGGGAGGAGGGGGUUAAAACUUUUGCUGCUUACAAUGAUUAUGGAUAGCAAAAGAGGGUUGAUGGCAGCCAUUUUGAAAAAGGGCUUGCCUUGCCUGCUGCAUGGCAGCCAUUUUGAGAGGUACAUCCACUACAGGCUGAAUAUGUGCCAGAGGGUGAAGAGAUGAAUAGAUGAUCAGCUCCUGCCUUAAGGCUAAGACAGUAAAGGAAGCUGAACUGGUUUGACUUCUAGAAGAAGGAGCAAGGUGUCCAGUUUUCAACCGACUGGAACUGUUCAAACAACUUUUUCUCCAUGAAGCAAAGAGGACUUCCCCAUCCCUUAUGACCAAGACAUAGCCCCUCAGUUCCUCUAUUCUCCCCACCACUACCACCACAUGUAUGAAAAGAUAAGAGUUGCCCCUGAUGCCAGCUCUGUGCCUCUUAACAGCUAUAAAACCUGUGUCGAAAUGGCUUCAAACACAGAGUCUGUACUGGUGUGAAACGCAUGCUGUUCCCAUUUGAUCUUCCUCCUGCCCACCCACCUGCCACACAGGCUACUGAGCUGUUUCUGUCUCAAAAGUGCCCAGUCUGGAGAAGAUGGUGGAGAUCUUUAGCUAUUCCUUGGCAUCUUGUUCAGCUCCCAGUUGCCUUUCCUUCCAACAGAAAUCCCUGAACUAUGCACACACAUGCACAAAAUUGGGUGACAAACACUUUCCGUUUUCCUUCUUUUCAUAUGCUCUUGUUUUCUGACACUGGUUUGGGGUCUUCUUUGCUGGAUUCUGAUGUACGUUCCUGCUCUUGUAAGCUCUGGUACUUGCAUAGUAAUUAUAUGAAUAUCUUUAAUGUUAACUUUAAUUAAAAUAAAAGUAUUUUUA